Messenger RNA from Morchella importuna, 4125 nucleotides. RefSeq lists its product as uncharacterized. NCBI's taxonomy places the organism in Eukaryota, Fungi, Ascomycota, Pezizomycetes, Pezizales, Morchellaceae. The record is from RefSeq and is a predicted model, not a curated record. The transcript has 3 exons. The coding region runs from base 1 to 4125 and encodes 1374 amino acids.
AUGCAAGCCACCACAUACAACGAUGAGGGUCAACUUACUGCCUGCGACUUCGUCCUCCUUGUACCUAUCGACACACCUACUCCUACCAACACGCCUAGCGAGGCCCUAAUGCCUGCUAACCCACCUAGCGAGAUCUUAAGUCCCCCGAAUAGCCCACUCCAUGAUAUCCUCGUACGCCCCCUUAAUGAGCAAUUCGAAUAUGGCAUCCAUACACCCGCCAAUAACCAAGUAACCGGCCUCGCAACACCCGCCGACGAGCACUAUUUGAAUGACCCCACUAUGUCCCUCGAGUAUGAGGACCAGUCUAUCGCCGUCCAAACCUCCUCACACGACGUGCCUGUUGAUGCUACAGCCCUUGCCGGCAGCGGCGAGUCCAUGGAUUUAAGUAUGUCCCCCGAAAAUCAAUUUGUGGGUAUAUCCAUCACCGCGGAAGAGAUAUCCAUGGAGAAGGCAUUGUUACCCUCUGAUACCGGAUGCAUUGAGUGCAGUCAACCCCCCUCCUCCUCUACUGACUACAAGUCUGCCGGAGGUUACUUCAGGUGGGCUGUCGACCGGCACAGGGAGUAUACCGCUGCCCUGGCCUCCCGAGACCAGGCCGUUAAACCCCCACCCCCCGUUGAGGGCCGGUCUAUCGCCGUCCAAACCUCCUCACAUGACGUGCCUAUUGAUGCUACAGCCCUUGCCAACAACGGCGAGUCUAUGGAUUUAAGUAUGUCCCCCGAAAAUCAAUUUAUGGGUACAUCCAUCCCCACGGAAGAGGCUCCCUUGGAGAAGGCAUUGUUACCCUCUGAUACCGGAUGCAUUGGGUGCAGUCAACCCCCCCCUCCUCCACUGACUACAGGUUCGCCGGUCUCUACUUCAAGUGGGCUGUCGACCGGCGCAGGGAGUACACCGCUGCCAUGGCCUCCCAAGACCAAGCCGUUAAACGCCCAUCCCUCGCUGUUGGAGAGCCUGUCAACCCCUCAACCGCCAAAGACGAAGAGCCUAUUGGCCCCCUUACCCCCGCUGAUGGUGAGCCCACCCAACCCCAUGCCAGCUGACGAUAAACCCGUUGGUUUCGUCAGUCAAUACAUCAAAUAUAUUGCUCUUCACAACAAGCUCACCGAACUCAUAGCCGCCUGCAGUCAAGAAAUCCCUGCCUACACGCUCACCGAAGGCCAGCCGGACGACCUCAUGUCCGUUGACGAUCAACCCAUAGAGGCCGUGCCCAUCCCCAUCCACAGCCCUACGAUGGACCUCUACCCCCACCUUGACGAGCUUAUGGUAGCCACCGCGAGAGCUAGAGCCGGUGAGGCCCACUACCCGCGAGAAGUGCCGCGAGAAGAGAGUUACAGAUACCGGUUUGUUAGAAACGUGAUUGCGACUGUCGUGCGCCCACAGAGCAGAAUUGUGCAUGGGGUCGACGAGCUGAUGUAUAAUACGGCCAUGGAACGGCUCGAGGCUGAUAUACUGCCAGGUGUCGAGCGUGUGUAUCAGGACGUGCCCAACUAUGUACACCAGGUACCGCGCUCAGGUCCAUUGGAGGCAGACCCUUGGUAUGUGAAUCAGGCGCCGUUAAACACCGAGCAUGUGAAUCAGCCACCGAUAAGUCCCGAGUAUAUAGAUGAGCCGGCGCCGUUAAUCAUGAUUAACGAGUAUGUGGAUUGUGAUGGCACGAAGAGAUUGGGGGUCGACGAGAACACUAGUGAUGUGAGGGAGACUGAUGGGCUGCAGGAAACUGAUGGGGUGGUAGACGUAUCGAACCAAAAAAGGUUACUAGAGACAUCUGAGAUCGAAAGUCAAAGGCGCCGAAUUAAUGAUGCAAUACAACUCAUGAUCAUGUUUGGAAAACGUAAGCCUGAGGGUGAGGAGCCACCGCCGCUUGGAGAGGAAACGCCUCAACCACUUGACGUGGGGGUGGAAGAUCGCCAAUUGCAAAUGUUUGAACGCCCGAACCCCGGGAUAGGACUAUUUGCGAAUCUGGAACUACAGGAACAAUAUGAAGUAUUCCAGGUGUCGAAAGUACAGGAGGGAGCACUCCAGGUUCCCGAGGUUCAGCUUUGCCACACAGAUCGGACACAGAGUUAUGAGAGUUGCGAACUGCGGGUGCAUGUGACUACCCCCCGGACGCUUGGAAGACAAUUGCAAUUAGAUAAGGCUUUUCAAUUGGCUCGAGGAAACAUAGAUAGAUCCCCUGGACUUGAGGCAGAAUUUGGGGACCUAGAAGUAAACAGGUAUGAGCUCCAUGAGCCACAAGCGUUAAGGGAACUACACGAAGUACCUGAAGCACGAAAGGAAGAGUUUCAAGCACCUGAAGCAGAUGAUGAAGCUGCGGUUCCACUUACCAACCCGGAGGUGCAGAGGGACGGAAGCGAGGAGUUUCCAGAUUGGGACCCUGAAUUACUGAUAAGUUUUGGGAGCGAGGAGCCGGUACUGGCGCAAGAGGAGAUAUUCAAGAUUCCUAAAGUAUGGGAAGAAAGGUCCCAAGUAUCUGUAUUAGCAGAGGAGACGCUUCUAGUGCCUGGAGUAGAUCUAGAAGGGGAGGUGCUUAAUGAGAGCCAGGAGUGGGAACAAGCGUUGGAAGAGAUGUCCGAGGGGCUCGAAGUACUAGAUGAAGGGUGGAAAAAGAUACUAGAGGUGUCCGAAGAAAUAGAUGAAAAGUUGAAAGAGAUAUCCGAUGCACUAGAUGAAGAGUUGAAAGAGAUAUCCGAAGCACUAGAUAAAAAGUUGAAGGAGAUAUCCAAAGUAGAUGAGGUUUUGGAAGAGAUAUCCGAGGGACCUGAAACACUAGAUGAAGGGUUGAAGCCCCCAACGCCUGAUCUUCAACAUGACGAUUCGGAAGCACAGAAGACAUACGAGGGUCAGAAUCAGGAGAUGCACAGCACAACGCACCAAAUACCUCAAUCCCAAGCUUGCAACUUGGAAACACCGAGAUAUGAGAGCCAGAGACCGCAUUCCCAAGUAUCAGAGGCAGAAGAGGGAGAGCAUCCAACAUCCGUUAUUGAAUCUGAAGGCCAGGAUGUACAAAGGUACGAGAACCAGGAGCCACAUAUGCCAAAGGAAAUGUCCCAGGCGCUUAAAACACAAGAGCAGAUGAACCCAGUGCUUGGAGCACGAAAAGAGCCCCAACUACCUGAAAAUAAUGAAUGGCACCCAGCAGUUAAGAAGCACUGCUUACAAAGGGAGGAUGGCAUCACGUCUCCGGGUCCCGAAGUAGUCCAGGUUUGGCACAAUGAAAUACAGAGAUACGAGAGCCAUGAUCCGCAGUCAUCGGAAAGGUCUCAAACGCCCGAAACACAAGAGGAACAUCCUUCGCCAUUUCCAGGGAUUCCGAAUUGGUUUCCGGACAGACCGAGGCUUAGCCAGGAGCCACUUCAAGUUUGGUAUCAUCAAUCACAAAACUCAGAUAACCAGCAGUCGCAAACGUCGAGGGAAACAUCACGAUCUCGGGCUUCUCAAGGACUAGAGCAAGGACUUCAAUUGCCUGAGGAUGAGCUCGAUGGCCCUGGAGUACAAUUAAGGAACGAAACUCAGUUGUCAAGGGUAGUAUCCCCGAUUCUUAAAGAACAAGAGCAAGCUCGCCAGAUAUCCGAAGCACGAGAGGAAGAGUCGCAAUCACCUAGGACUCGAGACCGGCACCGUCGAUCGGAGGGUCUAGUAGAGGGGGAAGCAAGCAAUAUAUCUGAAGAGCGAGAAGAACCAGAGACUAACAUACCUGGGAUUCAAGAGUGGUAUACUCCGAUAGAGGCGGAGCAUAGGAUGUCCGGAGCGCAAGAAGCGCCAGAGACCAACAUACCCAGGAUUGUAGAGUGGUACCGUCUAAUAGAGGCGGAAGCGCGCGGGAGGUCCGAAGAACGUAAGGUGUCGGAAGCACAAGAGGAAGUGCGCCGGGCGGCUGAAGCACUAGAGGAAGCACGCCAGGUGCUUAAAGCACGAGAGGAAGCGUGCUGGGGGUUUGAAGCACGGGAAGAGUCACAAUUACCUGGUACUCAAGAAUUGCACCCCGAAUCACGUAGGGAGGAUAACCAGGAGUUGGAGGUGUCGAGAGAAACCUCUCAGACACCUGAAGCACAAGAAGGGGAACUCCCAGUGUUUAGAAUGCAUGGGGCGCGCGGGGUGUCAGAACCACAAGAGUCACAUAGCUAA